AUGCCAGAAACCGGUGACGUGUCCGCUAAUUCGGCGCCCGUGGUGAACAUGCACACGCCGCGGAAUUUCCGCGCGCCACCUUUCCUUGAAAACAAAAUCAAGGAUUGGUUCACGCUGUUGGAGGCGCAGUUCGUCACUGCGGGUAUUACAGACGACAACAUUAAGUAUUGUAAUACCAUCUCGAGUUUGACGGAGAGGGCCAUCAACCAGAUGGAAGAUGUCCUGACAGAGCCACCCGAUACGGACAAGUACACGGAUUUGAAGACGAAAAUGGUCGAGCGGUUCACGGAAUCCGACGGCGCGCGAGUGCGGAAGUUAUUAGAAGGAGAGCAGAUAGGCGACCGUAAGCCAUCAGAAUUUUUCCGUGCCUUGAAAGCGCAUGCCACCGCGAACACUUCGGAGGAGUUCAUACUCGAACUGUGGAAAACGCGCCUGCCCUCGCAAUUGCAGACAGUUAUGGCGGCUUCCAGCGAGACAGCCGUAGAUAAAAUUCUGAAACUGGCCGACACGGUCCAUGAGAUAACUCCCAGUAAACAGGUCAACGCGGUCAAUGAUAUGUCGGGAUUAUUCGAACAAAUUCAGAAGUUGACCAUUCAAGUGAACGCGUUAACGCAAGACCGAAGUCGCUCCCGCGCUAGAGGAGCAUCUCGUGCGGCUCGCAGCCGACCGUCCACACCUGCAUCGGCGCGCAUCGAGCCGACGGAGUUGUGCUUCUAUCACCGUCGCUUCAAGGAACGUGCAACGAAGUGCCGCAGUCCGUGUACCUGGUCGGGAAACGACGCGCGUCGUCAGUGA
Nasonia vitripennis (jewel wasp) is the source of this 795-nucleotide messenger RNA. RefSeq lists its product as uncharacterized. The transcript has a single exon. The record is from RefSeq and is a predicted model, not a curated record. Bases 1 to 795 code for a protein of 264 amino acids. Lineage: Eukaryota; Metazoa; Arthropoda; Insecta; Hymenoptera; Pteromalidae.